Messenger RNA from Coffea arabica (coffee), 1260 nucleotides. The record is from RefSeq and is a predicted model, not a curated record. NCBI's taxonomy places the organism in Eukaryota, Viridiplantae, Streptophyta, Magnoliopsida, Gentianales, Rubiaceae.
GCUCCUCCUUAUGGCCUAAAGAAUCUUCCGCUCCGCUGCCAAAGGAGGUCAAAAAGAAGACAGAGGAAAAAAUUAUUAAUGCAGCCAUGUUCGAUUGAAAAGCUUGCACCCUGUUCUAAAGAAAAUCCUGUUUCAAAAAUGGAAACUGUUUUCGAAGCGACUCCUGAGGAGAGGAAAGAAAACACCAUAUCUUUGAUGCAUGAGGAGUUCAGGAAUGUCAGUGAAACUUCUACUGAUAUACCUGGGAUUCCAUUCGCUCCUUCCAUCAAGAAUUCCAAACCUGGAGUCAUUUCUGUCCUUGAAAAGGCUUCGUUGGUGCCAGCUUAUGUUGGGAGGGUACAUAUAUCAAGAUAAUACCUUUUCCCUUCAUUCAGUUUAAGCAUGCUGGUUUUAUGCGCAAGAAAAACAUGAAUCCUUAUGAUUAUAGACCUGACAUUAUCCAUGAGGUUCUUGUUGAUAUAUUGGGUAGCCGGCUUAAUAUGGCAGGUAUGGUUAAAGCAGUGUAUGUUAAAACUGACCAAAGGCUUCUUAUCAGAAUCGAACCACAUAUAAACAUACCACCAACACCGGGGAAAUUUUGUUCUCUAAUGUCCGAGUUGUUGCAGAAGUUUACUAUCAAAGCAAGAGGUAAAGGUGAAAAACUAAUGAGAUUGAUUGCGAACCCUUUGGACAAGCAUUUGCCACUGAACUCCCUUAAAAUAGGGCUUUCCUUCAGCUCAUCCAAGGCUGUCAAUUUGAGGGAUUAUGUUACUGCCAUCAACAACGAUUGUACUCUAGUAUUCACAGUAUGGUCACUCUCCACAGAUUAAUUAAGCGAUCUUUCCUUUAUGUUUAGCCUCAUCUUUUCUGUAAAUGAGACAGGCCUGAUUAUCGAAUUAUCCCAUCAGAUUGGUUCCAUGGCUCAUGGGAAGAUUGAUUCUGAACAUACCUGAUUGUAGCCGAAUUCUGCCUUUUUCUUGGAUACAUUCCCCUAUUUCAGUCUAUUUUCAUAUGAAGGACGAUCAUCUAUUCUUUUGUUUUAGUUUGUCCUUGAGUUUCUAUCCUGAGAACUGUUUUGUUUGCAGUUUCCUCGCUUCCAUUAAGUGCUGGUGUUUGUGUGAGACGUAUAUGCUGCGAGCUGGAGAGGCAGUGGGAAAUUCUCUGAUUCGAGGUGUAAUUAUUACCAAUGUACAGCUUGCUCCAAGAAUUAUUCAGCGUAGUGCUGCUUAUCAAAACCCACGACUCUAACUUGUCCAAAUUAACAUGAAUAUUAGUUUUCAC